AUGGAUAACGUCUUGUUCCCUCUCUGGGGUGAAUUUCCCACUUCCAACUUCCUUUAUCCUAGUCCUGCUGUUUAUCUUGCUUCUUCCAUUGCUGUUCAUGGAAUAAUGGUAGGAUUGGCUAUGGCAGCUACAUUCUGUUACCCGAACGGUGCUUUUGGCCUUAACAAACUCAACGAUCACUUUCUUUACAGAGACAACAGUACAAGAUUCUGUCCAGUGCCUUCCUUGUCUGGAAACAUAAGAAGGCCCUGGUUCUGCAAGUGUCCUAAAACAUGUCACCAGCCCAGCAUAAUGCAACUUGCAGUAAAGCAGCAAAGGCAACAAUGGAAAACCUUUUUCCAGAGUACUUCUGAUACUAUCAUUGAAGAGGAAAAAGAUGACACUCCUAGAGCAACCAUAAUAUGGAGGGCGAUCAAGUUACCAAUUUAUUCUGUUGCCUUGAUUCCACUAGCUGUAGCAAGUGCAGCUGCGUAUUUGCAGACAGGCCUGUUUUCUUCUGGGCGUUUUGUUGUUCUCUUGGCCUCGUCAGCUCUUAUCAUCACUUGGCUCAACUUAAGCAACGACGUUUAUGACUUUGAUACAGGGGCAGAUAAGAACAAGAAAGAGUCAGUUGUCAAUAUACUGGGCAGCCGUACAGGGACCCUUGUUGCUGCAGUUUUAUCACUCAUUCUGGGUUUUAUGGGGCUUAGUUGGGCAUCCUUGGAGGCAGGAAAUGUGCGCUCAAUAUUAUUACUGGCAUCUGCAAUCACUUGUGGGUACAUAUACCAGUGCCCUCCAUUUCGGCUAAGCUACCAGGGACUUGGAGAACCCUUAUGCUUUGCAGCAUUUGGCCCAUUUGCUACAACUGCCUUUUAUUUGCUUCAGAGCAGGACAUGUGAGCUACCAAUUACCGGCACUGUCCUUUCUGCAUCAAUUCUUGUUGGUUUAACAACAAGUCUGAUCCUCUUCUGUAGCCACUUUCAUCAGGUAAAGGAUGAUAUGGCAGUUGGAAAAAUGUCCCCCUUGGUUAGACUGGGUACCAGAGCAGGCUCUGAUGUGGUGAAAAUUGCUGUGGUGGUUCUCUAUUCAUCUUUGCUUGUUCUUGGUCUUUUUGGCGGACUUCCAAUCACAUGCAUUAUUCUUUGUGGACUAACAGUCCCAAUUGGGAGAUUGGUAAUUAGAUAUGUGGCAGAAAAUCACCAGGACAACACAAAAAUUUUUAUGGCAAAAUAUUACUGUGUGAGGUUGCAUACUGUAUUUGGCGCUGCUUUCGCCGCUGGACUUGUGGCAGCUAGAAUGGUUGCUGGGAGUGGUAUCUUAAAGCGCAUUCUGCCUUAGUGUUUUUCACUAUUUAUCAGAGGGAGAGUCUCGAACAAUUUAAAGUCGUCUUUCAGGAUGGCUUUUUCCCAUAAUGGCAGCCCCAAGAACGUACUUCUGCUUUACAUUUAUGGGAGUUGAAGGCAAAAGAUUACACUUCCCAUCAAUGUGGCCGUCACACUUCUAUUUCAUUAAUCUCCUCUGGCCUUACCAGCUGCACCAAACAGGAGAUUAAGUUGAAGACUUCCCUGUGAAAUCAACCAUGAUAAUGGUACUGUAGUGGAAAGCUUUUUGUCUCAUGGCAAAGAGCUGAAAUGGUGGAUCAAAGAUCAAGAGUUCAGCUGUUGCAGCUUUUUUGCUUGAUUAGAGAUCUAGCUCUCUGCCAUUGGCACAAGAAUGGCAACUUAAAGGCGUAUCAUCGGAGAAAACGCUAAUUACGUAAUAUGUUGUCCUGAAAGAAACUUGUUUUCAGGUGGACUUGUUCCCACCUUCCGGGAUCCCAAAUGCUAGUACCACGUAUCAUCAGCUUAAUAUUUGCAGCUGCGAAGCUUUUUAAUGCUUCAUUUUGAAUUAAUUGAGCAGUUCUUUGACUUGAA
This is a messenger RNA of Coffea eugenioides, 1892 nucleotides long. RefSeq names its product 2-carboxy-1,4-naphthoquinone phytyltransferase, chloroplastic. Bases 1 to 1317 code for a protein of 438 amino acids. NCBI's taxonomy places the organism in Eukaryota, Viridiplantae, Streptophyta, Magnoliopsida, Gentianales, Rubiaceae. Gene Ontology annotation, molecular function: prenyltransferase activity. The record is from RefSeq and is a predicted model, not a curated record. Gene Ontology annotation, cellular component: membrane. Gene Ontology annotation, biological process: phylloquinone biosynthetic process. The transcript has 13 exons.